Messenger RNA from Leguminivora glycinivorella, 2610 nucleotides. Its product is annotated as xanthan lyase-like. Gene Ontology annotation, molecular function: lyase activity; carbohydrate binding. The transcript has 3 exons. Gene Ontology annotation, biological process: carbohydrate metabolic process. Bases 30 to 1892 code for a protein of 620 amino acids. The record is from RefSeq and is a predicted model, not a curated record. Gene Ontology annotation, cellular component: extracellular region. NCBI's taxonomy places the organism in Eukaryota, Metazoa, Arthropoda, Insecta, Lepidoptera, Tortricidae.
CUCCAUUCCUGGCUUUCAAGUAGGAAGCAAUGGACAGUCGAAUCAAAAUGAUAUUUUUUUUAUUAAUUUUGAUAUCGGGGAGUAUUUAUUAUAGUUACAGUUAUUUUGAAGUGUUCAUAAGCAGACGGGAAAACGGGUUGUUUUUUCAACAACGGGAAUAUCUCCGACUUCAAAAAGUGGAAGCAACUCGACCUACUAUUACUAAACUCAUCUAUCAGAAGACAUUGGUGUCAUCUCAAGAAAAAGUAAAAGCAUCGAAUAAAUUUGACGAGUUAAAUAAAAAAUACCGAGACCUAUUAGUUUCUGACGAUUUCGACAGUAAAAAUGGUGCCGUAGUAAGGUAUGUCAAUUCCUUAUCUGAUGAGGCUGAAUAUUAUUAUAGACAACUCGACAAAACUCGUCGUAGAGAAAUACUCUGGCCAGAGAUGAAAGGAGCUACACGUUCAGACGAUUUGUCUAUACAGUUUCGCAUGCUGUAUAUACUGACUUUAGCGUAUGGGACUAAUGGAACAUUAUAUUACAGAAAUGCAACAGUUCUCUCGACAGUGAAAGAAUGUUUGGAGUUCAUGAUAUCUCCGGAGCGAUACGAUGGAGAAGGAUUUUAUGGUAACUGGUGGCAUUGGCAAAUCGGUGCGCCGACGUACCUACUUGAUAUUCUGAUUAUAAUUAAAAAUAAGAUAUCGCUUGAAAAAUUGAACCAGUACUCAAAUAUUAUUAGUGCAUAUGUUCAAGAUCCAUAUAACAAGAUGCAGAGCACAGACGAAAAUGAUACAUAUUACAUAGUGACUAUGUCAAGAAAUGAAGCGUCUAGCUCACAGAGAGUUGAACUUGCAAGAGCUGUUCUAGGCUUGGGGAUUUUGAUAGAAAAUGAAACAAAAAUAUCUCAUGCAGUAGAGAGCAUUGUCAAAGUGAUGCUCCCGGUGACCAAAUUUGAUGGGUUUUACAAAGACGGGUCCUAUAUCGAGCAUGACGAUAUUCCUUACACAGGAUCGUACGGCAAUGAGCUAGUUAAAAAACUGGGCGAUAUUCUUGUAAUUACACAAGGUACUGAAUUCGAAAUAACUUCCAGUCAAAUAAAACCAUUUGUGGAAUGUGUAGAACGUGCGUUUUUACCACUUAUAUAUCGGGGAGAAACUAUAGCACCAGUGAACGGGCGUGCGGUUUCUAGACAACCAUCAACUACAGAAAUCGGAUCAAAUGUAAUGUACACUUUGCUGACUAUAGCCACAUUUGGUUCAGUAAAAGAUAUGAAAAAAAUAAAAGAAUCAGUGAAAUACUGGAUUCGCCAAAAUCCAGAUCACUACUUUUCAAAUGCAAGAAAAUAUAAAGAUUUGUUAAUUACAAUUGAUCUAUUAAAUGAUUCUGCAAUAGUCGGAGAUACAUUGCCAUUCUUGGGAGCGAAAAUGUAUGCGUCCAUGGAUCGUUUUAUUCAACAAACUCAUAAUUACACGAUAGGUUUAAGUUUAUACUCCAGUCGCAUUUCAGCGUUCGAAUCGGGUAACAAUGAGAACAAACGUGGAUGGCAUACCUCGGACGGUGCCUUUUAUCUGUACAACUAUGACGACGUUCAGUUUAGGAACGCCUACUGGCCAACAGUGGAUCCGUAUAGAAUUCCGGGCACUACAGUCGAUACUUUAGAUCUGAAUGACGAAUUGUCAAGUUGGCAACACUUUACUUCAAAAGAAAACUGGGUCGGUGGUGUAGCCAGUGGCAUCCAAGCGCUGGUCGGAAUGGCUUUAAAUAAAGAAGGUUUUGAAAACUUUGACCAGUCACUGUGCAUGGAUCUUAAAGGAAAAAAAUCGUGGUUCAUAGUAGAAGGACAAAUUGUAGCACUAGGGGCCGGAAUUUCUGGAAGCACACCAGCAUCGAUCGAGACCAUUGUUGAUAACUGACUCCUAAAUGAUGCAUAUAAGUAUGAAGUUUGGUCUGAUCAUGGCCAAAUAAAAGAAACUACAAAAGAAGCUAAUGUCAACUGGUUAUUACUAAAAUCAGAACAUCAACGUUCAUCUAUUGGUUACUUUUUUCCUGAUAAUGAAACUGUUGAUAUAAUUUUUGAAACACGAUCUGGAACUUACAAAGAUAUAAAUAUAAAUGCAAAUGAAAAUUUGUACUCCGGAACAUACAGGAAAUUCAUAAUUGAUCACGGACAAAUGCCACUUGACGCUAAAUAUGCAUAUGUUUUAUUGCCAGGUAUCAAGAAGUCUGAAAUAAGGGAAUAUGCUCAAAAUAAUACUAUUAUAAUUCUAGAAAAUUCAGCUGAAAUUCAAGCCGUACAAAUACUAAACCAAGGUUACUUAGGUAUACAUUUUUGGAGUGACACAGGCGGUGCAAUCGCAGGAAUAAGUAGUGACAAAUACUUAUCUGUAAUGAGACAAACAAACUGUACCCAACAUAGUUACAUUCUGUCGGAUCCUACGCAGUCGGACAGUGUAAUAACAAUAGAAGUUCCCAAGUUUUCUAGAGUGACGAGCAUGAGUGAAGGAAUAACAUACGGUGGUAAAGGUAGCAAGUUUGUAGUAGAUUUUUCCAAAGCUAGUGGUGCCAGUAAACAAUUUACAGUAGUUGUUGACUGAUUGUCGCCAAAACAUUAUAUUAUUAACAGCCUCGACC